Molecule: messenger RNA, 4641 nt
Organism: Melopsittacus undulatus (budgerigar)
Lineage: Eukaryota; Metazoa; Chordata; Aves; Psittaciformes; Psittaculidae
Gene: CD36
Product: CD36 molecule (CD36 blood group)
Exons: 16
Coding region: 822-2237 (471 amino acids)
Biological process (GO): lipoprotein transport; amyloid-beta clearance by cellular catabolic process; long-chain fatty acid import into cell
Cellular component (GO): cytoplasm; cell surface; plasma membrane
Molecular function (GO): scavenger receptor activity; low-density lipoprotein particle binding; low-density lipoprotein particle receptor activity
Source: RefSeq, a predicted model, not a curated record
AAGUUACCAAACUUAAAUUAUUAUUUAUAAUUAACCUCUUCAGGUAAGAUCCAUUUGUGUAUCAAAGGGCACUGAUAAAUAUGGCUUUCAGUUGCAAUCAGCUUUUUGAUUAACUGGUAGUAUUAGAAGAAGAAAUCUCUGCUAGGACUUCAGGAAGAAGGAGAAGAAGGGAAGGAGGAGGAUAAAGGGGUCACGGGAGAUUUGGGGAAACAUAAAUAUUAAUGGCAGGGUAGAAGAACAGAACUGAGAGAAAGCUGUGAAUUCUGGAUGUGGGGAAAUAAACUAGGGGCUAAUCCAAUGGAGGAGGAGGCAGACUGGAGGAAUGAUUGGUGGAGGAGUGACUGCUGAGAUGAUAGGGUGGAAAAUGGGGAAGAUAGACUGAGAGCUGGAGGAGGGAGGAGAUUCUUGGGGAAGAAAACAGAAGUAAAAGGAAGCACAUGUAGAAAAGAAGGCAGGAGGGAAGUCUGGCAACAAACUGGAUGCUGCAGCUGCGAAAGCAACACAGGAAGAAAUCAACAGGACUCCAAGAAGAACAAAGGUGUUGCACUAGUGAAGGAGUUCUGAAUUACUUCAUUAUUCUGAGACUUCUGAACCAACGUGAAGAGUUUUGCAAGAAGUGAAGUUACCCAGGACCUUGGAGAUAAGAUAUUAAAACCAAAACUGAAACAACUGAAAUAUCUUAAUACUUCCUUUGUAAAGGUGAGCAGCUUCUCUCAGGAAGACCAGUGAGUCUAUUGGGACCAAGAAGUGAGAAAAACACCAUCAAGUCUUAAAGCAAGAUAUUUGUACAUUGUCUGCCUGCAACCUGACAAAGGAGAGGAAUGGGCUGUAACAGAAACUGUGGGCUCCUCACUGGGGCUAUCUUCGGCGCUGUGUUGGCUAUCUUUGGAGGAGUUCUGAUACCAGUUGGAGAUAACCUCAUAGGCAAAGCAAUAAAAAAGGAAGCUGUCAUUGCCAAUGGUACCAUUGCUUUUCAAAAUUGGCUUGUGCCAGGAAGUUCAGUUUACAGGCAAUUUUGGAUUUUCCAUGUACUAAAUCCUUCAGAGGUAUUACAGAUAGGAGCACGUCCACAACUUGAACAAAGAGGACCUUACACAUACAGGGUGCGAUAUUUACCCAAAGAAAAUAUCACAGAAAACUCCGAUGGCACAAUAUCCUACAUGUUGCCCAACAUUGCUCGUUUUGAACCUGAUAUGUCUGUUGGGACAGAAAAUGAUACCAUCACCUGCCUCAACCUUGCUGUUGUUGCUGCACCUUCCUUGUAUACAAACCCUUUCAUACAGCUACUAUUAAACACUUGGAUUAAAUCUUCUAAGUCAUCCAUGCUGCAGAACAGAACAGUGAAAGAAAUACUGUGGGGGUACAAAGAUCCCUUCUUAAACAAGGUCCCCUUCCCCUUGGACCCAGUCCUGGGAGUCUUCUACCCGUAUAACGGGACGCUCGAUGGACUUUACAAAGUGAAUACCGGGCAAAACGACAUUAAACAAACAGCAAUAAUUGAAAGCUAUAAAAACAAAAGGAAUCUUUCAUACUGGGAAGGUCACUGCGAUUUGGUUAAUGGCACAGAUGGGGCAUCAUUCCCACCCUUUGUUAAGAAGGAUCAGGUACUGCGCUUCUUCUCCUCCGAUAUUUGCAGAUCGAUCUACGGAGUUUUCCAGGGCGAGCAGAAUGUGAAGGGAAUCACACUGUACCGUUUCGCAGUUCCUCGUGAAGCAUUUGCAUCGCCUGCUGAAGUCGGCGAUAAUUAUUGCUUCUGUACAGAUCAAGUCAUAUCAAAGAACUGCACAAUAGCUGGAGUCCUAGACAUUAGUGCCUGCAAAGCAGGAAGGCCAGUAUAUAUCUCUCUCCCGCAUUUUCUUCAUGCAAGUGAGUCUAUAUUGCAUGAUGUUGAAGGCCUGACCCCAGAUGAGCAGGAGCAUGGGACAUUUCUAGAUGUAGAGCCUAUCACUGGUUUCACACUACAGUUUGCAAAACGACUGCAAGUAAACCUCCUUGUGAAGCCUGCAGCAAAAAUUGAAGCUUUAUCAAAAGUUCAAAAACCUUAUAUUUUUCCUCUUCUUUGGCUAAAUGAGUCUGCUGUUAUUGGGGAUGAGAAAGCAGAAAUGUUCAGAACUAAAGUCACUGGUCGCGUCCAGAUGCUGAAUAUGCUGCAGAUGGUGUUAAUGAUUGCAGGUGCUGUGCUGUUCGUCGCAUUCAUGGGUUCCUACUUCAUAUGCAGAUCAAAGAAAUUAAAAUAAGUAACAAAAGAUUUCAGAAGUAGUCGGAGUUUAAUAGAAAUUUCAGCCAAGCAGCAUGUUAAAAUUCAAAGACAAAAGGUAUGACUCAAGGCACAGCCAGUCCUACAUGCUGCGGAAUUCAACACACUUUUCCAUUUUGAGAAGACCAACUCAUCAACACAAAUGAGCUGAAGUUUCCAAAGGUCCACACUUCUGGUAUCACUCAAGAGGUCACCAUGGAAACUAUGCUUUCCAAUAACUUUGAUUAUUUGAACCUUGUUACACAUUUUAAAUUACAUCCAAGCAGACUGAAGUUGAGGCGCAUUUGGAUUUUAGUCCACCUUUUGCCAUUUAUGCAACUUGCUACUUUUCAUCUUCUGGGAUUGCAAGACAAAUGAAAGCUGUUUGCUGAUCUUCUGAGCACAGGCUGGGAAUGACAACACCCUCGAGCUCAUGCUGUGCUCUAGAUGCUCUUAUUAUAAUAUUUCUUUCUGUUCCUUCAAGGAAUGAAAGCUGCUGCAAUAGAACUGCUCUCUGUCCUCUAUUCAGGGACGCGAAUUGCGUUGAAUGUGAAGUUUAUUAUGUAAAGUUACUAACUGUAAUACAUGAAGUUAAUAAAAGACUUACUAAAAUAUGUGGUUUAUACAUUUUAUACGGACAUGGCUCAUAGGCACACCACAGUCAUUCAUUUCUUGAUGGAGCUCAUAGACACUUGGCUCCGCAGCUGUCUAGUAAUCUGAACCACUUCCUAACCCCCAGCCUGCUACUCCACUGUUCUUUCUGUUGCCUCCUGUGUGCACUUCUUUCUGGCUCUUGCUUGAGCACCCGCCUCUGCUCUACACUAACCCACUUUGCGCAAGGCCUCCCUCGGCGAAUGAUCUGAUAUAUCCCCUUGAAGGUCAAGACAAAAUAUUCCAGAAUGCUCCAGACACAGGAAGGACUGAGAUAAUGAUUUGGAUCAAACAUCAAAGGGUUCCAUUUCCUUGCUAUAGGAGAACAUUAAUGAAAACAGAUAGCCCCACUUCUUUCUGAUAAACCAUCUGCCACAAGAUAAUUUGUGCAACCGUUUGUUUAAUGAGGUGCAUCAACCUGUAGACAGGUGGUAAACACUGCCACCCACAUAAAUGGCUUACUUUUUCAUUUAAUCUGAAUGCCACAUCUUAGAAAUGGGAGUCAAUAGAGCAGAUACUGAGUGUUGUGGGGUCCCUUCACAUGAACUCAGAAUGAGUGCCUAAGUUCAGCACUUUCUAAGAUUUAUCUUUGGAUCUUUUGUGCCCUUAAAUAAGAGCUGCACAGAAAAAGGAAAAUCAAACAUGGCUAGCCUCUCAUAGCCUGGGAAUAAUACAACAAUGAACUUUAAAUCAGAGACUUCUGUUGUCCUAGUAAAGGACAGUAUCUUUGGCCAAAUAUCUUUAGAAAGGUGUUUUCACCCUUUAGAAAUGAAGAGGAAAACCCAACAGAAUAAAAUGCUAUUGUUUUAAUCCCAUAGUCUUUGUAAACAAAGUUGUGCAGCAAUCAAUAGAGCUGGUGAGUCACAGAAAUCCCAAGAGAUUAUUCUUGAAGGCAAUCUCUAUGUGGUACAUGCCUACACUCUUUUCCAGCUAUGAGCUGGAAAUGCAAACUGGCAGGAGAUGUGAAGAAGGCAUGACACUCAAGGGAAGUUUGGCUCCCCUUAGAGAGCCCAUGCAUUUUCUUGCUCAUGGUGCUUGCUAGUCAAUGAAAAAUGAGACUUUUCUCUCAUCUCUACAUUAUUGCUGGUGUCACAUGUGAUGCUUUGUUCCCAUAUUAGUCUGGGGACAGUUUGACACAAAUAAAAGCAUCCCUAGAGUCCUAUGGACUGAUCAAAAAACUAUGAGGACAGCUAAAGACAGAGUCACCUUCUCCCCUGAAAUAAUCACAAUUCUGCUGUGGUUCAAGAUCUGAAACUAAGUUUUUAUAAUAGAACUAGUCUUUUGUGUCAGAAUCUAACAGUGAGAUGUUUCCACAAAAGAAACAGCAAUGCUCCUGUUGUUAUUGAUACACUAGCAUUUCAGCUUAAUUUCCUUUGGCUUCAAAUCCAUUGUUGGCAAGUUAGUUUGCUCUGCUUGUGUUUAUAGUGCUAUGUGAUGCUCCAGCAGCAGUGAUGAAGGAAUUCAGGCCAUGAUUUUAAAUGUCUUAGGGCCCAAUUUUGCAUGCACAGAGUUUGUUCUUAUGUAUAAUCUCAUUGAUCUCAAUGCAGGUUUAGACGUUCAAACUAUGGUCAGCACCUAGACUACACUUGAAUCAUAAUUAAUAGUUAUUUUGUCCAAAGCAUCAGUUACAGUUAUUGUUAAUUCAUGUUAUUAAGGUUAGUGUUAAGUAUUUACAUUUGUUCGAACAGUGCAGGAUAAACAUUUAUUCGACAUGUUAAUAAACUCAAUACAAAUAAAAUAAAGUUCAAACUCUG